AUGGAGGCUGAAAUCAAUUCUAUUGAGAAGAAUCAUACAUGGGAGCUGACUGAUUUGCCUAAGGGUCAGAAAACUAUUGGAGUGAAGUGGGUGUUUAAAACCAAAUUGAAUGAGAAAGGUGAAAUAGACAAGCACAAGGCUCGUUUGGUGGCUAAGGGACACAAGCAAGAAUAUGGAGUUGAUUAUAAAGAGGUGUUUGCGCUUGUUGCACGGCAAGAUACAAUUCAUUUAGUAAUCUCUUUAGCUGCCCAAAGCUCUUGGCCUAUUUUUCAAUUAGAUGUAAAGUCUGCCUUUUUACAUGUUGAAUUGAAAGAACAAGUAUUUGUAGAUCAACCUCUAGGCUAUGUACAUGAAGGAAAACAUAAGAAAGUUUUGAGAUUGAAGAAGGCACUCUAUGGGCUAAAACAAGCACCACGAGGUUGGUAUAGCUGCAUAAAUGCAUAUUUUGUCAAACAAGGCUUCCAAAAGUGUCCAUAUGAACAUACUUUGUAUGUUAAGGUUGGUGAUGAAGGUAAAAUGCUCAUCGUGUCUCUUUAUGUUGAUGACUUGAAUUACAUUGGAAAUGAUUGUGAUAUGUUUGAUGAGUUUAAAAAGUCUAUGAUAAAUGUGUUUGAUGUGGCUGAUUUGGGACUGAUGCACUACUUUCUUGACAUAGAAGUAGUAUAA
This is a messenger RNA of Prunus armeniaca (apricot), 666 nucleotides long. Lineage: Eukaryota; Viridiplantae; Streptophyta; Magnoliopsida; Rosales; Rosaceae. The record is from the annotation of a GenBank genome assembly.